Molecule: messenger RNA, 2865 nt
Organism: Microthlaspi erraticum
Lineage: Eukaryota; Viridiplantae; Streptophyta; Magnoliopsida; Brassicales; Brassicaceae
Source: the annotation of a GenBank genome assembly
AUGAACGGAGUCACAGAGAUCGCAGGCAAUGGAGCCAUAAGGCUCACAACAGACACACAGCGCGUGAUCGGUCACGCCUUCUACUCUCUCCCAAUCCGGUUCAAGCCAACCGGUCUAAACCGAGCUCUGUCUUUCUCCACAUCCUUCGCAAUCGCCAUGGUUCCAGAGUUCGUCACUCUAGGAGGCCACGGACUUGCCUUCGCCAUCACGCCAUCUCCAUACCUCACAGGUUCUCUUCCUAGCCAGUACAUGGGACUUUUGAGCUCGAGCCGAGUCAACAUCUCGAGCCACUUCUUCGCCGUGGAAUUCGAUACUGUCAGGGAUUUGGACUUUGACGACAUCAAUGAUAACCAUGUAGGAAUCGAUAUCAACGGUUUGGAAUCAAGUGCUUCGACUCCUGCUGGCUAUUUUCUACCUAACUCAACCAAGAAAGAGCUUUUCCUCGAUGGUGGUAGAGUGAUUCAAGCUUGGAUUGAUUAUGACUCAAACAAGAAAAGGUUAGAUGUUAAGAUCUCUCCCUUCUCGGAGAAACCAACGUUGUCUCUUCUCUCUUACGAUGUAGAUCUUUCCUCUGUUUUGGGAGAUGAGAUGUAUGUCGGAUUCUCUGCUUCCACUGGCUUGCUAGCUAGUUCUCAUUACAUUUUAGGUUGGAACUUUAACAUGAGUGGAGAAGCAGUAUCUCUGUCUUUGCUAUCGCUACCUAAGAUUCCCCAUUCGAUCAAGAAGAAGAAGAAGAAGAGCUCCGGUUUAAUCCUCGGAGUCUCUCUCUCGUGUUCCCUUUUGAUCAUCGCGUUUCUCGUUGGUGCAGUGAUGUUCUGUAUAAAAAAGGCGAAAGAUGAAGACAGAGUUGAAGAUUGGGAGCUUGAUUUCGGUCCGCAUAGAUUCUCUUACAGAGAGCUGAAGAAAGCUACGAAUGGUUUUGCGGACAAGGAGCUUCUCGGAUCUGGCGGAUUCGGGAAAGUAUACAAAGGAAAGCUUCCGGAUUCAGACGAGUUUGUAGCCGUCAAGAGAAUCUCUCACGAGUCGAGACAAGGCGUACGUGAAUUCAUGUCUGAGGUCUCGAGCAUUGGUCAUCUCCGGCAUAGGAAUCUUGUUCAGUUGCUAGGUUGGUGUCGAAGACGAGAGGAUUUGCUUCUCGUCUAUGAUUACAUGCCUAACGGAAGCUUAGACAUGUACUUGUUCGAAGAAAACCCUAAAGUUAUCUUGACUUGGGACCAAAGAUUCAAAAUCAUUAAAGGGGUUGCUUCCGGCUUACUCUACCUACAUGAAGGAUGGGAACAAACUGUUAUCCACCGUGAUAUUAAAGCCGCAAACGUUUUGAUAGACGGCGAAAUGAACGGUCGUGUUGGAGAUUUCGGGCUUGCAAAGCUAUAUGAGCAUGGAUCGAACCCGGGAGCUACAAGAGUGGUUGGUACGUUUGGGUACUUAGCACCAGAACUUACUAAAUCCGGAAAGUUGACCACAAGCACUGAUGUUUACGCGUUUGGGGCGGUUUUGUUGGAAGUAGCUUGCGGAAGAAGGCCCAUCGAAACGAGUGCGUCACCGGAUGAGCUUGUUAUGGUUGAUUGGGUUUGGUCAAGGUGGCAAAGCGGAGAUAUUAGAGGUGUUGUGGAUAGGAGAUUGAAUGGUGAGUUUGAUGAAGAGGAAGUUGUUAUGGUGAUCAAAUUAGGGCUUCUUUGUUCGAACAAUUCGCCUGAGGUUCGACCUACGAUGAGACAAGUGGUUAUGUAUCUUGAAAAGCAGUUUCCGUCGCCGGAAGUUGUUCCUGCUCCGGAUUUUCUUGAUGGGAAUGAUAGUAUGUGUGUUGAUGGUGGAAGCGGUAAUGCGGCGGAGUUUGAGGAUUUUGUGGAUUCGGCUAGGUUUUAUAGUGGACCGAAUGAGACUAAUGCUUCGUCGAUAUUCUCAUUCUCCGCGAGUCGACUCGGCUCCGACGGCGAUUCCGUCACUCCGGCGUCACCAGCCGAUGUUGCCUUUCACUGCGAGAGUAAAAUCCGCGUAGAUUCUCCAACAUCCGAGGCUCUUGUUGUGAAUUCGGGAAAGAUGAGUUUCGUUUUCCGGGGAAGUAGAGGAGAUUUAGAAAGCGGAUUCUCCGGAUUCAUACCCGCCGAGAGACGAGCUAUGCGUGUUCAUGGAGCUCGACCGGUUAAUUCGAAUUCCCUCGCUUUCUUGGUUACUGUUCUUCUGCUGUUCAUGAUUCUCAAUUCGCAUCAGAUGCCUCCUAAUUUCCUGCUGUGGCUUGUGCUUGGGGUGUUUUUGAUGGCAACGACGCUUAGGAUGUAUGCGACUUGCCAACAACUACAAGCUCAGGCUCAAGCUCAUGCCGCUGCAGCAAGUGGCCUCUUCAAUCACACUGAGCUGAGGCUGCAUGUGCCUCCUUCCAUCGCUAUUGCAACGAGAGGUCGUCUUCAAGGACUUAGGCUCCAGCUGGCUCUUCUUGAUCGGGAAUUUGAUGACUUAGAUUAUGAAACUCUAAGGGCGCUUGAUUCCGAUAAUGUUCCUACAACUUCUAUGAGUGAGGAAGAGAUUAAUGCACUUCCAGUACAUAAGUAUAAGGUGUUGGAUCCUGAAACUGGUUGCUCUUUGGCAAAGCAGGCAUCAACCUCAUCCUCAGCUGAGAAGAAGCAAGAUUCUGGGGAUGGAAGUAAGAAAGGAACAGAAGAGGAGCUCACUUGUAGUGUUUGCCUAGAACAAGUUACUGUAGGGGAAAUUGUUCGGACUUUACCUUGCUUGCAUCAGUUUCAUGCAGGCUGUAUCGAUCCGUGGCUUAGACAGCAAGGAACAUGUCCUGUUUGUAAAUUCAGAGCUCAUUCAGGAUGGCAAGAACAAGAUGAGAUUGAUGAUGAUGACGCUUCCGACAUGGUUUGA